AAUAUAUCACUUUCAUACAAGUGAGCUCUUGAGGUGUAUUCAAAUGGUUGAUCUUAAAGAGGGGAUGCCAGUCUCCUCAUCUUCAUCCUCCCCAUCAUCAUCUUUGCCACUAUCAACAAUGCAAAUAGAUGUAGAAAUGUGGAAGAUUGCUGAGGAAAGGGCUCAGGAGAUACUAAACACCAUCCAACCAAUCUGUGUUGCAGACAGAAGUAGGAAUGAGAUCUUCGCUUAUGUCCAAACCCUUGCCAGGGAUCGUCUUGGAACUGAGGUCUUUAAUUUUGGUUCAGUGCCAUUAAAAACCUAUCUCCCAGAUGGAGAUAUUGAUCUGACAGUCCUAACUCCUCAAGAUAAGGAGGAGGACUUGGCUAAAGCAUUGCUCAGUAUUCUUGAAGCUGAAAGCGGAGAAUCUAACUUCCAUGUUACUGAUGUUCAGUAUGUCCCAGCACAGGUCAAGGUCAUAAAGUGCAAGAUCAAGAACAUUGCUGUAGAUAUCUCCUUUAAUCAAAUGGGAGGACUAUCUGCUUUAUGUUUUCUGGAGCAGGCUGACCAAAUUUUUGGGAGAGACCACCUGUUCAAACGUAGCAUCAUUUUGAUCAAGGCUUGGUGCUAUUAUGAGAGCCGUAUACUCGGUGCCAACACUGGAUUGAUUUCAACAUAUGCAUUGGCAGUACUAGUCUUGCAUAUUAUCAACAUAGGUUAUCCAUCACUGUCUGGCCCUUUAGCGGUACUGUUUAAGUUCUUGGAUUACUAUGCAUCAUUUGAUUGGGGUAAGAACUGUGUCACGGUCCAUGGUCCUGUCCUGAUAUCUUCUCUUCCAGAUAUGACCGAAACCGAGCAUCAUGAAGUUGUCUUGAACGAGAAGUUCGUUAGAGAAUGCAUGGAGUCAUAUUCGUUUUCAACUAAAGCUGUUGAAGCAAACGGCCGUCAUUUUCCUGUGAGGUAUUUCAACAUAGUGGAUCCUUUGAAACACAGUAACAACCUUGGCCGUAGUGUGACACAAGGCAAUGUGCAACGUUUAAAACAUGCUUUUACUCUAGGAGCUAAGAAGCUCAAAGAUGUGCUUACACUGCCUAGAGAAACCAUGGGCUGGAAACUUGAGAAUUUCUUUGGUAAUUCACUGGAGAGAAACGGUAAGGGACAAAGACUAGACGUGGAUGAACCUAUCACGGCUUUUGGCACUGGAAGAUCAGAAUUAUCUGAGCUCAGAGGAGAUUUUGAAAGAUACUUCCAGAGUCUUGUAUAUGGGAAGUGGUUUCAUGGUGAGACUCAUUUAUGGAUCCCUCAGGGUCAGGACACAAGUUCUUGGGACACUGUGAAUGGCCAAAAUAAUGGUUUCUAUUGGAGGAAUGUGAAUGGAGCAACCUCGUUGCAGAACAUGGGAAGAUCAAGAGGAACAGGCACUUUCUUUCCUGAAAUGGGACAACAAUCUUAUACAGACGGGUUCGGUAGCCAACCGAGGACAGUGAAGUCAUUGCCUUCAGGGUCUCAGUCUUAACUUUUUAAACAGAAUAUUUAAAUUGAUCUCUUGCAUAAUAACUUAGGUUUAAACAAUGAC
Brassica oleracea var. oleracea is the source of this 1555-nucleotide messenger RNA. RefSeq lists its product as uncharacterized. Bases 44 to 1495 code for a protein of 483 amino acids. The record is from RefSeq and is a predicted model, not a curated record. The transcript is spliced from 8 exons. NCBI's taxonomy places the organism in Eukaryota, Viridiplantae, Streptophyta, Magnoliopsida, Brassicales, Brassicaceae. Gene Ontology annotation, molecular function: nucleotidyltransferase activity.